AUGAGCCGACUCGCCUCUUUUCGUGGUCCAUCUGCACCAUCAACUUCGCCAGUCCCAAACCCGCAAUCCCCAUCAAAUAAAAAGAAAUCACGACGCUCCGAUGCCCUCACCGACUCCUCUAAUCUCCAACCACCCUCAUCCCCUUCUCGAUCUGCAACAGAAUCCACGUUCCAUCGCAAAACUCGCGCUUAUCUGUUAGAGUUCAAAGCCAUAGCGAACAGUUGGGAUGAUUUGGUGCUGAUCGACGGUGUAAGAGCGGCGAAGCACUUGGUUGAUGCUAGGACCGAACUCGAAAAUUCGAUCGCGCUCGCUCCAGAUCGGCGGCCCCGCUAUCAUUUAGUCGGCGAGAAACUUGUGCUUGCAGAGAACAAGAUCACAGAGCUCGAGAGUAUCAUCGCUACUUUGGAAAAACACUUUUGGAGGAUGAACAAUAUCAUUGACGGCUUGGAGGCACUCUAUUUCGAGGUGACAAAGGCAAAGGGAUUUCAAUGGGCCGCGAAGGAGCCACUUUGGACUACAUGGUCGCUCGAGAAGUUUGGUACGCACACCGACAGCUUCUUCCUUCACCCCUCCCGGCUUAUUUGUGCAUGCUGCAGUUGUCUCCAUUCCUUCAGUUCUCCCGGCGUACAAUCAGCUCUUCACGAAUGCAAGAUCAUUGUCGAUACUCUUCGAUCACACACCGCGACGUUUGAGGUAUCGAGAGAUGCUAUCGCUAGAUGGGUCGAGCAGCCGUGGCUAGAAGAGUUUGGGUGGGGUGCGAACUGGGAGGAGUUGUGCGCGGCUGAGGUAGAGAAGUGGGAUCCAUAG
Messenger RNA from Pleurotus ostreatus (oyster mushroom), 807 nucleotides. RefSeq lists its product as uncharacterized. The record is from RefSeq and is a predicted model, not a curated record. The coding region runs from base 1 to 807 and encodes 268 amino acids. The transcript is spliced from 3 exons. NCBI's taxonomy places the organism in Eukaryota, Fungi, Basidiomycota, Agaricomycetes, Agaricales, Pleurotaceae.